AUGGAGUGCAAACACCUCAGCGAGAACGAGGUAAAGCAGCUAUGUGAUUUGGCAAAGGAAAUUCUCCAUGCAGAGAGCAAUGUCCAACCGGUCCGGUGUCCUGUGACUAUCUCCGGGGAUAUUCAUGGGCAGUUUCAUGAUUUGAUGGAGCUGUUUCGGAUUGGUGGCUUUCUCCCAGACACCAACUACCUUUUCCUAGGUGACUACGUGGAUCGGGGCUACUUCUCCGUGGAGUGCGUGUCACUCUUGCUGAGCUUCAAGGUUCGGUACCGCGAAAGGAUUACCAUUUUGCGAGGCAACCAUGAAAGCCGGCAGAUCACUCAGAUCUAUGGAUUCUUCGAUGAGUGCACGCGCAAAUACGGAAGCCAAAGUGUGUGGAAGAUGUUUACAGACCUCUUCGACUAUUUGCCCCUCACAGCCCUUGUUGAGAACAAGAUUUUCUCGCAGCAUGGUGGCUUGUCGCCCAAUAUUGAAAAGCUGGAUGACGUGAGGAAACUAGAUCGAGUUCAAGAGGUGCCCCACGAAGGUGCCAUGUGCGAUCUACUUUGGAGCGAUCCUGAUGAUCGAUUGGGGUGGGGCGUCUCACCACGUGGCGCUGGAUACACCUUUGGACAGGAUGUCUCAGAGAAGUUCAACCAAUCCAACGGGUUGAACCUCAUCGCACGUGCGCAUCAACUAGUCAUGGAGGGCUUCAAUUGGGCCCAUGAACAGCAAGUCGUGACCAUUUUCUCUGCGCCGAACUAUUGCUAUAGAUCAGGGAACCAGGGUGCAAUCAUGGAAGUGGAUGAGAAGCUAGGCUCUCACUUCGUGCAGUUUGAUCCUGCACCCCGCAGGGGUGAAGCGGCGAUCGGCCGCCCUCCUGUGGAAUAUUUCCUGUAG
This is a messenger RNA of Cladocopium goreaui, 879 nucleotides long. The record is from the annotation of a GenBank genome assembly. Lineage: Eukaryota; Dinophyceae; Suessiales; Symbiodiniaceae.